UGCCACUCCAAGUUCGGACUAGCGUCAGACUAGUGCAGACACCAAUCACCGACCGACCAAAACCCUAAACAUCCCGCGACGACGGUUUUCCCUUCUAACCUCAAAGUCGAAACGCGCGCGCUACGACGUCCUGCGAAACAUAACCUCAAACGAAAAACGAAUUCCGAGUGCCCGCCGGUAAUUGGUGAUCCCCGAGCAACGGUCCAUUUCACCCCGUAACAAACGUGCGCUCGUGUUUCAACGGUGUGUGUGUGUUUUGCUGUGAAAGCGCCUGCAAGGUAGGCAAACCCCAAAACACACCUUCGUGCGUGACGUGACACAGGCCAUUAAACGGUGGAAGAGGAAGGGGAGGGGGUAGUAAAGAAGUGAUAACGUAGUGCUCCGGAAACGAAAGGGAAAGAAGAACGGAUAACCUAUCAACACCAACCCCCGGCGACAACGACAACAACAUCAUCAACGAACGUCAAACGUGUAAAUUUAACACAUUUCAUCUCUUAUAUCGUGGCCAGCGUGGGCGCCAUGGACGUGAUCAACUGUUUGGCGUACGUGUCCAACCAGCUGACGGGCAACGGGAAUCCACCGGCCGUGGAUGCCGAUCUCGAGAACUAUCGCCGGCUGCUGAGGGAGCAGAUCGAUGUGGCACCCAAGGAAAAGAUCGGCGGUGUAACGUACGCGCAGGACGGCGUGGUGUACAAGGAUGGGUACCGCGUGGAAAAGUUCGACGACGAUCGGCUCGAUCAGCUGAACGUGAAGAUCCGCGAGCUGGAGCAGCGCAGCCAGGAGAAGGAUCAGAAGCUGGACCUGCUGAACGUGAAGCUGGACGAGCUGGAACGAAGGUCCGUGGAGCGCGAGAUCGAGAUUGAAGGGCUGCGAUCGCGAUCGGUUAGUCGAGCGGGUAGUCAGGAACCGACGACGUCCCGAGGUGUCCCGUCUAUAGUGUUGGGCGAGCAGCAGUCCGAUACCCGGUACGGAUCGAACCGAUUCCGACCAAUUCACCGCGAGGAUGACUCACGGAAAACAAUCAAGAAGCGGUCCGUAACGUCGAAUGUGUCUGAAGAUCGCUCCGACGAGCUUGAUCUGCUCUCCCAAAUGGAGGAAGAGGAAGCGAAAAAGAUGGAGGAUUACGUACCGCUGGUGUACAACCGGGACGAGUACUUGUCCGAGGGAAACAAGCGGCACAAGAUCAGUCCGAUACAGGAGUUGUGCCAGAUGCACGAAGACGAGCACCGCCAUCGGAUCAUGGAGCACUCGCCUGAGCCGAACUUUGGAGCCAACAUUUCGAAACCCUGGGGAGACAUCCAGCUGGAGGAAACGAAGAAACACGAAAAGCUCGCCCCGCAAGCGGUACAUGACAUCACAGAGGAAACUCGAGAAAGUGACGAAAGUGAUGAGCUGGCGAAGAGCAUGGAAGAAACUAAACAGUGGCUGAAAAGCCCACGGAAUACCUUCCCGGAUGUGUCAACGUCCACCCAGGACCUGCUAAGUCCAGGUGUCUUUGUACCGUCCGGCGUCCGAUCUCGAUCGGAGAGUCCAGAAGAAGAACAUCCCACGUUGAAGCGUACCCGCAAGAAGAGUGACCUUACCGCGCUACUACUGGAGGAAGAACGCCGCGCCGAAGCAUUCUCCGGAGUGAUCAUUCAAACCGAGGAAUCAGACUCCGAAGGCGGUCGGCGUACGGAAUUUCUGCAGUCCAAAUCGCCCUCCCCGUUCGUUGGCCCCUUCAUAGAGAACGAACGCUACCAACAGUCAACUGGUCAGUUGAUCGCGCUGGUGCUCGACCCGGAUGAACAACCAAACUCGCAAGAACACACGCGGAAGAAGAGACACCUUACAGCUGCGCAGCUGGAGGAGGAACGUCGCGCUGAAGCAUUCUAUGGAGUGACCGUACCGUCUGACGAGUCAGAUUCAGAAGGUGUUAAUCGCACGGAAUUCGUUCGUUCGAAAUCUGCUACGCCGAACUUUAGUACUUUCGUAGAAAAAGAACGCUUCCAACAGUCAGCUGGUCAGCUGACCCCGCUGUUGACCGAUUCGGAAGUGCAAUCUGUCUCGCAAGAGCACCCACGGAAGAAGCGAGACCUUACGGCUAUGCAAUUGGAAGAUGAACGAUGCGCUGAAGCUGAAUCUCCAACGUCCAACGUUGAUCACCAGGAAACCAUGCAUCCGGAGGAACGCUCAAUCUCGCAAGAGUACCAACAGCUUUCGUCAACCUCGCUCCCGCUAUCCCCGUCCAGGGAUGCCACCAUUUCCCCCGCUCCGAUAGCCUCCUCCGGUUCCCCUGCCUCUCCCGUUUCGUCGAACGUUGACGAAUCCGUCAAAGACGGCCUCCCCUAUUACCAGUCCGGUGACGAUCGGUCUGUCUCGUCCUCCUCGGCUGCCGGCGGGAGCGUUUCCGCCGCUGCCCCCGUCGAAUCCGAAGAAAAUUUAAUUUUCAGCGGCGAGUACACCAAGGCCAUGUCGAAGGAUUGGCACUCGGGCCACUUUUGCUGUUGGCAGUGCGACGAAAGUCUGACCGGCCAGCGGUACGUGCUGCGCGAUGAGCAUCCCUACUGCAUCAAGUGCUACGAGAACGUGUUCGCGAACGUGUGCGAGGAGUGCAACAAGACGAUCGGCAUCGACUCCAAGGAUCUGUCCUACAAAGACAAGCACUGGCACGAGGCGUGCUUCCUGUGCAACAAGUGCCGCAUCUCGCUCGUCGACAAGCAGUUCGGCUCGAAGGCCGACAAGAUCUACUGCGGCAACUGCUACGAUGCCCAGUUCGCGUCCCGAUGCGACGGCUGCGGCGAGAUCUUCCGCGCCGGAACCAAGAAGAUGGAGUACAAGACCAGACAGUGGCACGAGAAGUGCUUCUGCUGCUGCGUCUGCAAAACGGCCAUCGGCACCAAGUCGUUCAUCCCGCGCGAGCAGGAGAUCUACUGUGCUGGCUGCUACGAGGAGAAGUACGCGACCCGUUGCAUCAAGUGCAAAAAGAUCAUCACCAGCGGCGGUGUGACCUACAAGAACGAACCGUGGCACCGUGAGUGCUUCACGUGCACCCACUGCACGGUGUCGCUGGCCGGCCAGCGCUUCACCAGCCGCGACGAGAAGCCGUACUGUGCCGAGUGCUUCGGGGAGCUGUUCGCCAAGAGAUGCACCUCCUGUGUCAAGCCAAUUACCGGAAUCGGUGGUACCCGUUUCAUCUCGUUCGAGGACCGCCACUGGCACAACGAUUGCUUCAUCUGCGCGAUCUGCAAGACGUCGCUGGUCGGACGCGGUUUCAUCACCGACGAGCAGGACGUCAUCUGUCCGGAGUGCGCCAAGCAGAAACUGAUGUAAAUUGUAAAUGUGGGGACGCAAAACAAAAACAACAAAUCAAAACAAAACACCGCCUAACAAAAAAAAACACAACGAACAACAACAGCAAAAUGAUAUUCUAAAAUAUGCGUGUUAGGAAUUGAACUAGAAGCAAAAAACCAAUUCACAAACGACGUAGAACAAGAAGAAGACGAAGCCUUACACAGAGUCGUACAUAACAAGUGUCAAACAGGCGGCCAUCUUGCGCUAGAACGAAGAGUUUUUCAAAAUGGCGUCCUUGUUUUCACCCUAAACGAACGCGUUUAUUUAUUUACAUUUAGGUAUACGUCAGAUGGUAUUCAAGAUUUUUGAUUUUUGGCUUGAGCUAUUCCCUCUCCCGUACUUCUAUGAUGGAAAUGUUAGUUAUUGCCAUGGUAAAAGUGUUUUUAAAAAAAUCACCCGAAAGAGAAAACAUGUAUUUAAACACAUUUUGUUAUAGGGAAAAACAAAAAUAUCGCGGGCACAUAUUUAUCAGCCAUGCAUGCAAAACAAUUACGCUGUGAAAGUAUAUAUUUAUAUUUUAUGGUUUUUUAUUAAGAAUCGGCUUUUUCUAAACACCCUAACUAAUGACUCACAUACCAAUGCUUUGUUACACGCUAAAACGAAAGCAACCGGAGCAGCAAAACAAACACGACCAUACACUCACACAUGCGAGAUUAGCGGGGACGGCCUAUAUUCACAAAAGUUGCCUUCUACUAUGAACAAAUUAAGGAAUCAAACACACGAACAUACAUACAAAAAAACGCAAACACACACACACACAAACGAGAAAUGUGACAAAUUUUAAAUGAUUGUUGUCCUAGUUUUAUCGCUUUUAAAAAUAAUAAAAAUUAAGAAAAGAAACAAUUAAAGUAUUUAUGUAGAAUGGUGAGCUUUAAUAAACGAAAUACAGACAAAAACACACAAACACAUACAGACCCUUGAACACGUUUAACUUUAAAAACAAGAACGCUUGUCUCCUCCCUCUUUAUGUUACAUGUUGUUCACUGUAAACGAAAAGAAAAAAAAACAUAAAGAAAACAUCAAUUAUUACCUAUAUUAUAACUUAGGCGGUCGAAGUAACGAAGCAAAUUGUAUUUAAAGAAAAAGUUAAUAAAAAGAAACUAGAAAUCUAUCAAAGCUAAUAAAAUUUAAAAAAAAAAGCUACUAAAGAUAAUCCUAUACACACACACGCUAAAGCGGAACGCAUGAGAAGAAGAAGGUACGCGGUAGAAUCAUAUUAAGGUGAAAUUCUAGGUUUCUCUUCUGUCUACUAUAAAUUAAUACCCUUUCGCAGCAGUAUCGUCUAACGAGAAAAAUAUUUUCGCGCUAAAGUUUAAAACGAUUAUUUAUUGAAUUAACAAUUUGAUUACCAUUUUUACUAUAUUUUAUGAUAGCGUAGAAGCAUGAAAGCCUUGAGAGAAGAGAUGGAAGCAAACACAAAAAAGAGAGGAACCACAUUUACUGUACUAAAUUAUGUAAUUAUUAGCGAGGAGAUGCAGAUUUACGCGCGACGUACGUUUAUACAUACACACACACAAACACUUCACGAGAAUACAUACACAGUGGCACAUUAUAUCAAAAUAAAUAGAAGGAAACAAAAACCAGAAUGCUAAUCAUUUUUCACUCCCCCUCUUUGUUAUACUUAAUCUAUUAUUAGUAGUAGUCGGAUUUUUUGAAUAAAUAAAUUAUCUCUCCAGUGU
This is a messenger RNA of Culex quinquefasciatus (southern house mosquito), 5012 nucleotides long. It is a transcript of the gene Lmpt, whose product is annotated as four and a half LIM domains protein 2. The coding region runs from base 520 to 3312 and encodes 930 amino acids. The record is from RefSeq and is a predicted model, not a curated record. Gene Ontology annotation, molecular function: transcription coregulator activity; zinc ion binding. The transcript is spliced from 9 exons. Gene Ontology annotation, cellular component: Z disc; nucleus. Lineage: Eukaryota; Metazoa; Arthropoda; Insecta; Diptera; Culicidae.